Colletotrichum godetiae is the source of this 2094-nucleotide messenger RNA. RefSeq names its product CENP-Q, a CENPA-CAD centromere complex subunit-domain-containing protein. The record is from RefSeq and is a predicted model, not a curated record. Gene Ontology annotation, molecular function: DNA binding. The transcript has 2 exons. The coding region runs from base 1 to 2094 and encodes 697 amino acids. NCBI's taxonomy places the organism in Eukaryota, Fungi, Ascomycota, Sordariomycetes, Glomerellales, Glomerellaceae.
AUGCCCCCCAAAGCCGCAGACCAGAAGCGAAAACGAGGUCGCCCCUCAAACGCGUCCAGAUCGGCCGACGCGUCGCCAGGUUCUCCCGAAGCUGUAGAAACGGAAGAAGCAACGGCACCAGCGAAACGCGGUCGACCAAGCAAACAAAAGGAGGUCGAGGUGCCAUCUCUCACCGAGGAAUCGAAACCCAAAAAGAGGGGUAGACCAGCCCGAGAAGCUGCAGCAGAAGAAGAACCGAAUGAGGAGGAACCCAAACCGGCGCAAACGAAACCGAAAUCGAAGAAGGCCAACAAGAACAAUUCAAACGAUGCUGAGGAAGAGGCAGACAAACACACAUCAAAAAGCCAAGGAGACAAAACCGCCGUACGAGGCAAACCAGGUCGGAAGCCAAGAAAGGAGACGAACGAGGAGGCCCAAGACGAGAACGAGGCUAGCACAAGCAACGCAGCGAAGAAGAGAUCUGGUCGGCCGGGAAAGGCAGUGGAGGAGCAGCCUGAAGAGACCGCUUCUCCAGAACCGGCUCCCAAGAAGAAGCGUGGACGACCCUCUCUAGACAAGAAAACAGCCGCCGAAGAACCAUCAGAAGCUGCCAGGGAGGACAUUGCGCCCAAGAAACGGGGAAGAAAGCCCAAGGGAAAGGCUUCCGAGGUCGAGAAGCCUGCACCCGAAGAGGAAGCGGAGGCUGAGGCCGAGGCCGAGGCCCCCACCAAGAAGAAACGUGGGCGCAAGGCAAAAACCACAGUGGAGGAGGCAGAAGAACCACCAGCUGAAGAGGAACCCGCGGCCGUCAAAAAGAGACGCGGUCGGCCCGCAGUGCAAGCCGAACCAGAGGCACAGCAGGCUUCACGGCCAGAGCCGAAAGAAGGAGGCCGGGGGCGGAAGGAGAAACAGCCUGUACCGGCAGAGGAGACAGCAGCCGAAAAACCGACCAAGAAGCGGCGGAAGAAAGGCGAGGAGGAGGAAGAAGCGUCACCAGAUACCCAACCUCGCCGGCCUGGCCGUCCUCGAACUUCGGAUGCAGCAUCUCCACAAGACCAAGCCUCUCAACCGCGCAAAUCCAAGAAACGCGCGGCGGAAGAUGCUACGACUGCAGAAGCCUCAGCACCCGCAAAGAAACGCCGGCGUCGUACAUCUGACGAAGUUCAACAAGAAAAACCACACCAGAAACAACAACAGCAGCUCCAGCAGCAACCCAAAUCCGAAGCCCCCAAAACGGUCCGACGGGACCCUAAACACCGCCACAUCGCCGCCCGCGUCCGCCAAGUCCCCCGCUCCGUAAUAGAAGAGAAAUGGUCCCCCCUCACAAACCCCUCCCUCUCCAUCGUCUCCAACCUCCUCCGCCUCGCCGAGCGCCCCGUCCUCCAGCGCAUCCCAGGCAGCGAAAAGCGCCGCGACCAAGCCGCCUCGGCCCUCCACCUCAUCACGAACCGUCUCGUCAAGAAACUCUCCCGCGGCCUGCCCUUCCCGCCGGCCUCGGCGCCACCCGUAGGAGGAGGUAGGGCCAAUCGUAGCAGCAGGAAGCUUCUCGACACGGACGGCGGACGCGUCGAGGAACUCAACUUUGAGCGCGUCAUCGAGGGCGUCGCGAGCCUCGAGAGGCAGCUCGAUCCCCUCCUCCACGCAGUGGACCUCCUCAAGGCCGAAAAGGAGCGCGAGGAGAAGGCGCUGGAGGAGGACUACGAGACCCUCCAAACGCUCGAGGCGAACGCACGCUCCGAAGCACGCAACUUCAAGGAUAGUCUCCGCAAGACGCACGUUCUUGUGCCGGAGGCCAGGAAGCCCGGUACUACAUCUACUUCCGCCUCCUCCUCCUCCGCUGCCGAAAACGUCGUCAAGCAUGACAACGAUCCAGACCUGAACUUUAUCGUCUCCGAAGAGGGCACCGGAAGCGGCACGCCGCUGUUCAAGGACCUCGAGGACGACGAGCUGCGCGGGCUGGCGGGGCAGGUCGGCAGCCACAUGGAGAGCAUGCGGGCCAACCUGCAGCAGAUUGACGGCGUCGUACCGCAGAUCGUCAAGAGCAGGGCCGCGCUGCAGGAUGUGCUGUUCAAGCACUUGGAUCAGCAGAGCUUUGAGAAUGUCUUGUUUGGAUGA